Messenger RNA from Monopterus albus (swamp eel), 1999 nucleotides. RefSeq names its product extracellular matrix protein 1b (gene ecm1b). The record is from RefSeq and is a predicted model, not a curated record. Bases 164 to 1585 code for a protein of 473 amino acids. The transcript has 10 exons. Lineage: Eukaryota; Metazoa; Chordata; Actinopteri; Synbranchiformes; Synbranchidae. Gene Ontology annotation, biological process: signal transduction; regulation of bone mineralization. Gene Ontology annotation, cellular component: extracellular region.
CGUAUCUAUAAAGACGGCGUGUCCGGUCGCUCACAGCCAAACAUCAGACGGGCUUUGCUGACCUGUCUGUGAGUGGUUUCCUGGUUGGCCCCUGCUCACUCCACCGGGUCGGUCGCUCCGCAGCACCAGCACCAGCACCAGCACCGACACGAACAAGUCCGCAAUGGGCUCGUCCUGGGCUUUGGUCUGCUCCGCCGCAUUAGCCUUGGUUUUACUGGGCUCAGCAUCCAGUGAGAUACAACCACCAGAGGAUCUCAUGAUGCAGAGAGAGGUGGACAUGACCGAUAUCAUCAAGGAUCUAUUAAUGCAGGCACCAGAAGACACCCUGACUGAGAGAGAGAGCUCCAAACCAGACGUCUUGACACCAAGAGGACGUAAACCAGGUUUUUACCCCCAUUCCUUUGGUGGCCCUUCUGAGGCCUAUCCUGUUCAGUUUCCCCUUGGCCGGCCGACCUCCGACAAUCUCCAAGCCAUCUGUUUCUACAGAGACCGUCGUCCUCGAUACCCAGAUUCUUACUUUCCUGGCACUGGUUUUAGUGGUCAGAUGCGAAAGGGCAGUGCUGUCAAUAAUGCAGAGUUGUGGUUUGGCACAUGCUGCAAAGGGAACCAGACAUGGGAGAGAGAAGUGAUGCUGUGUUGCGCCACACGUGCGUGGGAGCUCUCAAUCAAAUCCUUCUGUGAUGAGGAAUUUUCCAUAAAGACUAGACAUUAUCACUGCUGCAAACAAAAUGGCAGAGACCGGCUAAACUGCUUCCACAACAAUGCUCCAAACCCAAACUACGAGCCAACAGAGGAGAUCCCAGUGACACCUCUUAGCUAUACUACUGAAUUCAACUUUGACCCCAACACUUGUCCAAGGACUGUAAUGACUUCAUCUAUUGUCAGUGGACAAAAAAAUGAGAGGAAACCAUCUACUUCCCAGAACACUUUCAACUUUCCUCCUGGACGACCCACCACAGAUACCAUUGAACCACUGUGCCACAAUCAGAAGUUACGCCCCCUUUAUAAUGUCAAGUGCCUUCCAAGCUCAGGCUAUGAAUUGCUGGCUCGUCAGGCAAAGACUAUUAAUCGUUUGGAAAAGGGAUUCAGACAGUGCUGCAAAAAGCCGGAUGUGCUCAGCUGUGCUGAUCAGAAGUGGCGUGCGGAGCUUGACAGGUUUUGCUUGGAUAAGAAGAGCAGACAAGUGGAUUUCCACUGUUGUUCACUUGAUGAGGCAAAUGCUCGAUACAGCUGUUUCCAACACAUUUCCCCUGACCCACAUUACAAUAUGACUUCUGCUACUGAAGAGCCCUCAGUUCACCAAAUCUGUGACACUCACAGGAUCAUCCAGAAAAAGUACCCUGUUGGUUUUCCUCUGAAAAGCCUGGUAAACCAAUGCUGCCCCCUGUCUAAAGAAGACAUGUCCAUCUGUUUGUUGCAAGAGCUUGACAGCAUGUGUUCAUCAAAGAGGACUUCUCUUUCAUUUGUCCGCCGCUGUUGCCAUGGAGUACAACCGACUUUUCAGUGUGCCUCCAGAAUUCUCAUGGAUGCCAUCACCAAAGCAACCAAAGUUUUAAACCAGAAGAAAAUGUGCCCAGUCUCCUAAACCCUUAUGGCCACUGGGCCAUUCAGGGAGAUGGCAAGCUAGUAACAGAGGGGCCUCCAGUCAAUGAACAGGAGCAAUUAGUGAAAAUUAGAGAUCUGUAAGCUGAAAAAAUAUUCCAAAUGUAGACCAAAUACUUGCGUCAUCGACUGUCAUAAGAUUACAUAAGCAGUGGAAUCAUGAGUACAUCUACAAAUGAACAGGUAUACAUGUUAGACUUUUUUUUUUUUUUAAGAACAGACUUGCCUUUGUUAUUGUUCUGCCAUUUUAUAUAUUGUGCUUUUUACAUUUGAUUAUGCUUGCAGUUUUUUGAUUCUUUUGACAUUGCAAGAUUGGUUCUCUUCUUUUGUAUGAUUUUAUGGUUAAGAUCCUAUUGACAACAGUAAUAAAAUCUAAAUAAGCUGUUAGAAACGUAAA